AUGCUUACUAGCAAUGAAAAUAAAAUAAAAUACUUAAAAGAAAUUUUAUACAGAGAAAAAAGUAAAAAAGUAUAUAAACAUAUAUAUUAUACAAACAAUAAUAAGAAUCGGUUCAAAAAUAUAGGAUACUCAAAAAAUAUCUACUAUAAUAAUGCAUAUAAAGAAAGGGUAGUUUUUUUAUAUAAAAAUAAAACAUUAAUACAAAUAAUUAGAGCAAUUAAAUCUGAACAGUCUGUUUUUUUACCGACUUAUAAGCAAAAUGGGCUUUAUAAAAAUAUAGUCCCUACCCAAUUUAAUGUCAAUCAUGAAACCAGGAUAAACAAUGCACAACCUAUCCUUAAAGCAAACCAAAAUUUGAAUAAAAUAAAUAAAUAUGUGGCAAAAACAAAUAAACUGUGCGAUGACGACUCCAAAUUUGAGGUACCCCAAAUUAAGGAUGGGGGGAAUGGAAAAAAGACGGAGAGGGAGAGUAAAAAUAUGCUUAUUAUUAAUAAAUAUAUAGAAAGACAUGAAAAAAAUGAAAAUAAAAAAAAUAAAUUAAUAAUAAAAUAUGAUCUCAAUAAUUUAAAUAAUAUUAUGUUAAUAUUAAAAAAAUGUCAAGAAUACAAUUAUAUUAAUUACACACUAUUUGAAGAUAUAACAAACACGUUAAUAUUAUAUAUAAAAGAAAAAUAUAAAAAUGUAGAUUUAAAAAAAAUAAUAAAAAUAUCUAAUAAUUUUAUAAAAUUUAAAUAUUAUAAUGAAAACUAUAACAAUUAUUUAUUUAUGUUUUUAGCCACUAGACAAAUAAUAAGCAACAUAGACUUGAUAGAUAUAUUAUAUAUAAUUAAAAAAAACGGAAAUCAAAUAAAUAAUUUAUAUGCCUUAUUAAUAUAUAAAAUAAAUUUUAUAAUUAUUCAUAGAUUAUAUUCUUUUUCCUUAUAUGAAUUAUAUAAUAUUUUAAAUUUUUAUGCUCAAAUAAAUAAAUAUAUUUCCAUAUUUAAAGAAAAGGAAGAGGGAGUAUAUAAAAAAGGUCACCCAAUUUAUAAAACCUCAUUAAGUUGUGAAAAAAAAAAAUGUGUAAAAUCUUCAGAAAAUUUUAAAUAUUUUUAUAAAAUUGAAAGUGAUAUCAUAGACAAUUACAAAUAUGAAAUGGAGGUAACCAAAAAGAAUUCUAUAAAUUUUAUAUUUUAUAUGAUAAACCUUUUGAAUAAUAAACAGAUUAAUAUAGACCAACUAGUUCGUGUUAUAAAUAUUCCUGACUGUGUCAAUGAGCCUUUUUAUUUAUACAUAACAAACAAAAUAAGCAAUUUUUUCAUAAACAAAAUAAAAAAUGAAUAUGUAAUAUAUAAUAGAAGUGAGAGAAAACGGUUGUACAAAGUAAGAGACAACCUUUUGCAAAAAAGGGAAUCUAUAACGGAAAAAAAUGAAAAAAACAAUCUUAAUCUCAAAGUUGUAAAACCCAAAUCAACACAACUUAGUUUGAUAAGCAAAAUGAAAAAAAAAAAAAUAAACGCAAGAAUGUUUAUACCUCUUCUAAGAAUCCAAAAUAGUAUAUGUAAUAAUAAGGUGUUUGAUUUUUUUUAUUACACAUAUAAGCAUAUGAAUAUAAAUUUUAAUCCAAAAAGUUUAAUAAUUACAUUUAAUGUUUUUUCAAAAAGUUGUAAAAAUAUAAAUACAGAUGUUAUAUAUAUGAUAACAAAUUUAAUAGAACAAAAAAUAAAUUAUUUUAAUCAUGAGGAUUUAAUAAAUAUAUUAGACAGCUAUUCAAAUAUACCUAAUGAAAAAAUAAAAAAAAAUAGUUUAAAUUUUAUAAUACGAUUUUUAUUCAAUAAUAAUAAAAUAAUAUAUUUAAAUGAUAUGCAAAUUAAAAUAUUAUUAAAUUGUCUUGUCAAAAAAAAAAUAUAUAUCAAUGAUGAUGCCAUACAUUAUAUAACAAAUUUUAUUUUAAAUCAUAAGCCUUAUUAUAAAAAUUUAAAAAAUGUGUAUUUAUAUUUAUUUUUUCAUUUCCAUUUUAAUAAAAUAAAUUCACAAUUUUUAAAUUUUUUAUAUCUAUCCAUAAUAACUAAUAAAAAAGGGAUUGACAACUUUGGAGACUUGAAUAAUCUUUUUUCCUCAACCUUAGUUAUUUCAAAAAAUGUAAAACAUCAAAAAAAAAUAAAUAAAAUAAUUAACAUGUCCGCAUUAGAAAACUUAAGAAAUAUUAACAAGAACAUUCGUUCUAUAUUCUUUCUAAACAAUUUAAAAGACAUAAUUAACUUCAUUUUUUAUUUGAAUAAGUCUAUAUCGACUAAUGUAUAUGUAGGCAAUCUACCUCUGCUACAUAACUACAAAAAAUUAAUGCAUGUUAGUAAAAAUUAUCAUAGAAAUACAAAAGGGAAGAACAGAAAAAAAAUUAGCCAAACUAGUAGGAGAGUCUAUUUUUCAAAAAACUGUUUUAAUCAAAACUAUAUAAUAACAACAUCAUUUGAUAUAAAAAUUUUAAUUUAUAUUAAAAAUAUUUUUUUCCAUUUUUUAAACCACCAAAAAAAUAAUAUAAUAAAUAAUGAGGUAUUAUAUUUUUUAGUAAAAGGGGUAACCAAUUUAUAUGAGUUACAAAAAAAAAUAAAUACACACACAAAUAGUAGAUACACAUAUUUUUAUAUACCCCAACAAGGAAUUUGUAAAAAAAAUAAAAUUAUAAAUAACUAUGUCCUAAAGACUAUUCACAAUAUUAAUAUAAAUAUAUUAUCUUUUUUAUCUCAAUCUUCAUAUAAAAUAUAUUUUUUAAAUUCAAUUAUGUUAAAAAAUGGAUACACAUUCGAGCAGCUUGACAAAAAAAAUGAAAUCCUAUCUUAUAUUCAAAAUUAUAUAGAUCAACAAAAAAAUGUAGAAAAUAUUUUAAGAUAUUCUUUUUUUUCUACCUUUUUAAGUUCCUAUCAAAUAAGUGAAAUUUCCAUGAGCAUGUUUUCAGUUACCGUUGGAAAUUAUCAAGCACGUCAAAUCGAAGAAAGAAAAGGCAUAGACAAGUUAGAACACGACCUAAUGAGAGGCAUACUAUCCGGAAUGAAGAACAAAACAGACAAGAGAAAAAAAGAAAAUUUAUUUUCAAUUAUUUAUAAUGAGAGAAAAAGAAAAAAAAAUAAUUUAAAAAAAGUUAUAAAAAACAUGAUAUUAAGUUAUAAAUGUAGUGAAUAUAAUUAUUUAAAAAAAUCUGAAUAUAAAAAAAAUGUAUAUAUAAAUAAAAUAUUAAAAAAUAUAGAGAAAAAAGCUUUAAGAAGAAAAAUUAUUAAAAUAGACAAUCAAUUAAAAUUAAAUAGUGAUUUUAAAAAUGUUAAUAAAUAUAGUAAAUUUUUGAUUUUUAAAUUAUAUAAAAAUAGGAUAAAGGCAACAAAAAAUAAACUCAUAUUAAGGAAUAUUAUUACAACAGUAGGACAUAUAGAUUCGAGUCAAAUUAUUGAAUUACUUAUUAGUAUUCUUACUUUACAUAUUCGAUACAUUUUACGAUAUAUCUCUUACAAAAGUGUGUGUAAUAAUAAUGAAUAUUUAAGUGCAUGUGAAAAAGUAAUAAAAUAUCUGUUAAAUUAUAUGGUUGUAUUAAAAAAACCUCAACCAACUAAUUUGGAUUAUCAUGUAUAUUUAAAAUUAAUUUAUUGUAUAAAUUUAUUGAAAUAUGUAUUCCCCAAAUUAUAUCAAAAUUAUUUUCACAUAUUAAUGUAUUGGAAAAAAAUAAUAAAUAAAAAUUUGUCUAAUGAAAAAACGUUUAGAAAUUAUUUUGAAUAUGCUAGUAGUGGAGAAAUCAAUCCGUUUGAAAAGUUGGCGAUACAGAGUUUGCAAAAAAAUAAUAUAAACAUUUUAUGUAACAAUGAUAUUGUAAAUAAGCCAAUAGGCAAUAAGCCAAUAGACAAUAAACAAGCAGGCAAUAAACAAACAGACAAUAAACAAGCAGACAAUAAACAAGCAGAUAAUAAUCAAAUCAGUUUAAAAAAAAAUAAUCUUGUCAACUUAUUAAAUUACCCAUGUAUAUCUCAAACAAAAUAUAAAUAUAAACUAAGGAGUAAUACCAAUUAUAUAUUUGAAAAUAGUUUUUUUUUUAAACAAGCUAAUAAUUAUAAAAAUAUAACACACCAUAAUAUUUAUGAACAUUAUAGACACCUACAAAACUAUUCAGACAAACUUUAUAAAUAUUUUAUUAAUUUAAAAACAAAAUUAGUAAAAAAAAAACGAAAAAAAAAAAAAUAUACAUUUGUUAAUUCAAAAUUUGUAAAAAAGGGUAGCAAUUUUAAAUUUGUAGUACCUUCAAAUUGUCUUAAUAUAAUUAAUGUAGAAAAAAUUAAUUUAUUUCACAGCCAUUUAAUAAAAGUUGAUAUAAAAAAAAAUAACCAAACCUCAACUAUUAACACAUUUAUAUUUUUUAUAUAUUCAUCCUUUAAUCUAAACACUGUUGUAAAAGCAAGUACAGACUUUGAUCAAACAAAACAUCAAGCUAAUCAGAUUUUCCUUCAGCGUGAUACCUUUUUAUUCUUAUUUUUGACUCGCCUUAUAUUGGAUCGACAGUAUGAUAGGUAUGAAUUCAUUCCCAUACACUCAGAUAGUCUAAACAGUGCUCACCAAAAAAAAAACUUAUACCUCCAUUUACUGAAAAAAUUAUACACAUAA
This is a messenger RNA of Plasmodium vinckei vinckei, 4617 nucleotides long. Its product is annotated as conserved Plasmodium protein, unknown function. The record is from RefSeq and is a predicted model, not a curated record. The transcript is spliced from 3 exons. The coding region runs from base 1 to 4617 and encodes 1538 amino acids. NCBI's taxonomy places the organism in Eukaryota, Apicomplexa, Aconoidasida, Haemosporida, Plasmodiidae.